Molecule: messenger RNA, 1963 nt
Organism: Biomphalaria glabrata
Lineage: Eukaryota; Metazoa; Mollusca; Gastropoda; Planorbidae
Product: sialate O-acetylesterase-like
Exons: 10
Coding region: 143-1822 (559 amino acids)
Biological process (GO): carbohydrate metabolic process
Molecular function (GO): sialate O-acetylesterase activity
Source: RefSeq, a predicted model, not a curated record
CCACCUUCGGUCAUGUGACUCAUUUGCACUGUAUGUUUACAUUUCAACACUUCCUAAUUCAUACCGAACUUCUCGGGGGAUAGAUCUAGAUCUAGAAUUAAUAACAUCGCUUUUGGAGAUUGAAAAAGUCAGCAGCCGAACUAUGGGACUCUCGAAGUUCCUGCUAGUGCUGUGCUUUUCUCUAGCCGGUGCCCUGAACGUGCAUCGCAUGUCUGCAGACGACCAACGAGAAAUGUUUAACCGAGAUGUCAAAGAUGCCAAGGUUGCUGCUGUCACUUUUGCAUUUGCAAAACAAUUCCAGAACCACAUGGUGUUACAGCGAGCACCGCAGAGAGCCAAUAUUUAUGGAUUCUCUCCAACCAUUGGACAGAAAGUCACACUAGAACUGGUGACAGUACCAGCUACCAAGACGUACAGCUAUGAGACAGUAGUACAUCAGGGACAAGGUGUUGGUGUCGGCGCCUGGAACUUCGUCCUUGACCCCUUCGCCGCCGGCGUUGUCGUCAACAUCAAGGUGGUCUCUGCUGGCGUGUCCCACAACAUCUCUGACGUCAUCUUUGGUGAUGUUUGGGUCUGCUCCGGGCAGUCCAACAUGCAGUUCAUCCUUUUGCAAGUAGAUGGCGCUGCCCAGGAAAUCGCCGACGCCCACAACUAUAACAUCCGGGUAAUGACCGUCGGUCUGACUGAGUCGUCCACGCCUCUGUAUGACCUGGCCAAGAUUUCAGAGCCCUGGAGCAGAGCUAGCAACAGCACUGUAGGUCAUUUCUCUGCCGUCUGCUGGCUCUUUGGCAAAAAUAUCUAUAGGUCCAGGCACAUCCCCAUCGGUCUGGUGGCUACGUCAUGGGGCGGUACGCCAAUAAAGGCUUGGUCAUCUCCCUUGGCCCUCGUCCACUGUGGGCUUCACCAUGAGGAAGAAACUGAACAACCGCAGUCCUACACUGAAUACGUAAAUAAGGUUGGGCCUGAAGACAGACACAGACUCCAGGGCCCAGGCAACAGUUCCGUCUUGUGGAAUUCAAUGAUCCAUCCUCUGCUCGGGAUGACCAUCUACGGCGCCAUCUGGUAUCAAGGAGAAAGUGACUCCAGCGGCGUCGCCAGAGAUAAAUACAACUGUACAUUCCCCACAAUGAUCAAAGACUGGAGAAGUAACUGGAACAGGGCGUCCAAUGGUCAGACUAGUAACACUUUCCCCUUUGGCUUCGUACAGCUGGCACCGAAUCAUCCAAGCCCAGGGCCUACAGCUGGGUUCGCUGACAUACGUUGGCACCAGACAGUAGACAGAGGAGAUGUCCCCAACCCUGACAUGACAAAUGUGUUCAUGGCUGUGGCUAUGGACUUGCCAGAUUUUAAUUCUCCAUAUGGCUCUAUUCAUCCACGUUACAAAAGAGACAUUGGAGCGAGACUCGCUUUAAGCGGACUGGCCGUGGCCUACCAUCAGAGCGGCAUCUUCCAGGGCCCACUGCCCACAGGCUCCCACGCAUCUGCUGGCGGUCUUAUUGUGGACUAUGGUAACACUUGGAGGCUUCAUGUGGUCAUCAAUGACGGGUUUGAGGUCCAGUGUGCUCACUUGAGGUGGGUCGCUGACCCUAUAGUGGCCCACACCAACACCACGGUCACGCUGAAGCCAAAUGUUUGCCACGCAGGGGAGAAAAUCACUGGUCUCCGCUACGCCUGGAGUGAGUCCCCCUGCGCUCUUCAUAGCUGUGCCAUCUACGAGACAUCCCAUAAUUUACCAGGACCACCAUUUAUAUCGUAUGCUGACUUUGAUCCAAAAGGAGAACCAUAUUUUACUUUUGAUCGUCAGACACACAUCAGAAACUAAUGUUAACGAUAAUAAGAUAGGCCUAUAUCUUUUUAAUGUAUGAAUAGUUGUAUUUUUGUUUUCUUUAUAAUAUGUAUAGAAAAGUUUUUAAUUUGUGUUAGUCCAUAUUUUUAUGGUAUAAAUUAUAUAAAACUGGAUCUA